Molecule: messenger RNA, 750 nt
Organism: Paramecium octaurelia
Lineage: Eukaryota; Ciliophora; Oligohymenophorea; Peniculida; Parameciidae
Source: the annotation of a GenBank genome assembly
UGGAAAUAGGAUUAGUUAAUAUUUUGUUGAAACAUUGAUUUAAGCAAUCAAAAUAACUCUUGAAAUAUUAAGUUUUCGAAUAAUAUAUUCCUUUCAUCUACAAAUAAUAAUAGUAAUAAUGAUCAAUAGAUUCGCUAGAGAGACACAGACUUGACCCAUAUCAUAGGUGCAUAUAUGAUUGCCAUUAAUUGAUGAUUUAUGAAAGUGUGUAGUUAGGCAGAUUAAAAAAAUAAAUUAAAUGAAGAUCAAACUUCUGAGCUUAAAUCAGGCAAUUACUUUUAAUGAAUCAAUAGUGGAAACAACGAUAUCGAAAUAAACAAAGAAAAUACAAAAAAUUCAUUAAUAAGUAGAUGACAGAAAUCAAAUUAUCAAAAGUUAUGCUGAUUUAAUUCACAAAGCUAACAUAUCUAUAGUUACAUCGCUAUCAGAAAGGUCUAUUUACCUUCGGGAAUACUUAAACCUAAAAGCAAUUAGUAUUCAACAUAAUUCUACCUUACAUGAGUACAUUGAGUGGUUAAAGAAUUAUGUGAAAUCUGCCGAAAUAGAAAAUCUUUGGAAUUUGAGUUUAAAAAUCAUUUAACACUAAAUGAAAUAGUAAUUGGAAUUAGAUAAUUUAGGAUAUGUUUGAUUCAGACUGGAUUGAGUUAUAGGUAGGUAGGUUUAUAAAGGAAGUCCUGGAUUUUUUUGUAAUCUCGGUGAAGUAUUAAUCGGCACAUUCUCUAUAAAUUAGCCGAAUACAUACUAAUUGAC